GCUACUAUACUUUUUAAAAGUAUGAGAUCUGGUGAUCUAAAGUAUUACUGAUGCUAAAUAUUCAUUCAGUCACUGGGUAGACUGGGUUAUGUGCUCACUGGACUGGUCUAUCACAUUCAGGCAUUGUCUCCGUAAGUAAAUGACUCUCCAGAUGGGGAAAAGUCAGAGCAAUGGAGCGUUAAACACUGUGAUUACCUGUGAUUUUUGCCAGUGUUGAAAACACUACAGUUCUCCAUGCUGACGGACAACAAACUGGUUGAACGUGUGUGAGUCUUUGUGUGUGUGUGUGUGUGUGUGUGUGUCGUGUCAAACUGGGGGUGUGCUCAGCUGCGUGAAAAUGAGAGGAAAAUCUAACAUUCUCCAUCUCGUACCCUCCCAUAUACCUUUACUCGCUGCUGGAGGCUCCUUAAAAGGUGCUGCCAGUAGUGUCUGUCUGCCUUAUCAUCACUGUCUUGGCAGGAGGAAAUUAUACCCAGCUGUUAGAGACAGAGAGACUGCAGUCAGAGGAGUUAAACAUCUCUGAGGACAGAACAUCUUUACAGAAACGCAGUGGUAGCCUCUAUUAGGAUGAAAUUACUCAUGGAAAGCCUUCAAAUCAAGAAGCUGCUGUGCGUAAACAUCUUGGCGCUGCUCGUCCGGGAGGUUGCUCUGUCAAGCAUCCUGACCACACCGUCCAGAGGAUGUCCAACCUGCACAGGAAAGCCUGUGGAUUUGAAUGUGGCCUCUCUGGCUCCUGGGGAGCCGUGCGGCGUCUACACUCUGAGCUGUGCCCCAGGUCUGCGCUGUGAGCCUCCACAGGAUGAGCCGAGACCCCUGCGUGCCCUGCUGGAGGGCAGAGGAGUCUGCUGCAAUGUCAGCAGCACCACACCGACUACGCAGGUCUACCCUGCAGAAUCGGCGCCAACUGAGGAGCCCAGUGAGGCUCCCUGCCGCAAACUUUUAAUGAAAGUCAUCCAAGAUCUUGACGCCCAUUUAUUUAAGUCCCGUCAUGAUAUCUACAUACCCAACUGUGAUAAAAGUGGUUUCUACAAAAGGAAGCAGUGCUGGUCGUCUCUGGGGAAGCAGCGUGGGAAGUGCUGGUGUGUGGACGAGAACGGCCUCUCCGUCCCGCCGAAGACUAAACGACAGGGCAACGUGAAUUGCUGAGGAGCAGGAAAGGCGACACAGAUGAAGGAGCAUCGGACUAAAACCUGAACUCGCCGUUUCAUAUGUUUCAUUUCUACCAGAUGAAAGCAGAUCUUCCUCCCCGAGGAGCUGCGCAGUGAUCAAACUUUGUCUCCUGACGCCCUCUGCUGAAUACACUCGGAUUGUGCUGAUUUGAUUCUGUCACAUUCAAUGGAAAUCGGACUGCAGCUAAAAAUAAUCCAGCUAAAAUUAUAUACAGAAUGAAAGCAUGUCAAUUAUGAACCGAGUGACUUUAACACUUUUUUAAGCAAACUUCAAGAAAUCAGUUACAUAACAUUCACAAGCUAGCAAUGGGAAAUUACAAACUCUUUUACGAUUGUGUUCAGGUUCUGUGAUAUUUACAUAUUUUCAGUAUGCUUUCCUUCGAAACCACUCUGUUUUGAAAGUACCUGCUGCAUAUAAAACAUGUCGCCGUAUUUAUGUUACUGUAUAUACGUCUAUUUAUGUUAAAUUGUUCAUUAUGUUAGUGUUACAUAUAAAAGCGAACACUAGGAGUCCUUUGAGGGAACUUAGGAAUCUGAAUGUUUUUUUAUUUAUAACAUCGGUGACGUUUAAUAUUGGUGAUGACGACUGAUGAUUUUAGGCAGUAU
Molecule: messenger RNA, 1775 nt
Organism: Poecilia latipinna (sailfin molly)
Lineage: Eukaryota; Metazoa; Chordata; Actinopteri; Cyprinodontiformes; Poeciliidae
Product: insulin-like growth factor-binding protein 5
Exons: 4
Coding region: 568-1146 (192 amino acids)
Biological process (GO): regulation of insulin-like growth factor receptor signaling pathway
Cellular component (GO): extracellular region
Molecular function (GO): insulin-like growth factor II binding; fibronectin binding; insulin-like growth factor I binding
Source: RefSeq, a predicted model, not a curated record